AUGAGUAAGGUGAUUGUGGUUGGCUCUUUAAUUACGCUGGCCGCUGUGGUCUGCUCCUUGAUGGCAAUGACUUUCCUGCUUGAAGAAACCGCAACAUUUCAGAAGGAGUUCGAAGCCGACAUGGAUGAGUUUAAUGACGCUUGGACAUGCAUCAUAUCGAAGCAUUUGGAUCCAUUUGGCCGAUGGAAAGCUGUUAAUAGCUUUUCUGAACUCAUACAACGUCAGCCUCGUGCCGCUGCCGCCUUGUACGAUUGCAAAUGCGCAGAGAAAUCUGCAAACUGUGCACCCGGACCAGCUGGACCGCAGGGAGAGAGAGGACUACCUGGAGAGCCCGGACCCAACGGUGAUGAUGGACGACCUGGUGUUGCAGGAGUUGCUGUAGCAAUAACGCACGACAUUCCUGGCGGCUGUAUCACCUGCCCAGCUGGCCCGCCAGGAUCACGUGGAGUGCCUGGUGAACCAGGACCAGUUGGACCACCCGGCGGAAUUGGGGUUCGUGGCCCACAAGGCCAUCCUGGACGUAUAGGAGAAACUGGACCACCAGGUGACGAAGGAGCACCGGGACAACGUGGACGUGCUGGCUCAGCUGGAGCCCCUGGAGAGUCUGGCACACAAUAUCUUGCAGGAAUGCCGGGCGUUCCAGGACCUCAGGGACUUCGGGGAGAACCAGGAGAACCAGGGAAAGCUGGCGAAGAUGGCAAGCCCGGAUUACCAGGACCACAAGGUCCUCCUGGACUUCCUGGAAAGGAGGGACGUCCGGGUAGAGAUGGUCAACCAGGACCUGUAAGUUUUGGUGGUUUAGAAUAG
Strongylus vulgaris is the source of this 807-nucleotide messenger RNA. Lineage: Eukaryota; Metazoa; Nematoda; Chromadorea; Rhabditida; Strongylidae. The record is from the annotation of a GenBank genome assembly.